CUAUGGAGCCAUAACUGUCAUUCGUGUGUCAUAUCAAUUUUCCUUGUAAUUUGUAUUAUUGUUGUUCAACAAAGUUAUUUAUAAUGUUCUCGGGCCUAGUUUAUUAUGGAAAACGGCCAAACCAAAUAUGACAAAGACAGUCCUUCGCCUGAUAGUUUUUGGAGGAAGAGUGAACGCGCAGUGCCGGGCAGGCCUCGGCAGACGGGGCGCGCGGGCGAGGUUAUGUCGGGGUCGUCCUACCAGCAGUUCCAGGCGUCCGUGAACGACGCCUGGGACCUCGGCGACGACGACAUCAUCUCCGGCAUCGCUGACACCAAGAUCUCGAAGGCCAUAUCGCAGACUGCAGCUUUAAACGUGAUAAAUUCGCAUAGGAAUAGUACUAAGAACUCGAGUAAGAGUGAGGUGAAGGUGGAGGAAGAGAAUGAGAAGCCGGUGGAGAGCGUGUCUCGGAGCGAGGCGGAGGGCGUGAGGAAGGGCGCGGGGGCGGCGGGGUGCAGCGGGGGCGGCAUGCGGCACUACCCGGGGCGGCCGCGGCUGAUCAAGCUCUCCACUCUUCACUCGAAGGAGGAGAGCAGCGAGUCGAAGCUGGAGCGCUUCCAGCAGAUGCUGGCGCGGCCCGUGCUGGACCUCGACGAGCUCAAGCAGAUCAGCUGGUCCGGCAUCCCCGUGAAGGUGCGUGCAGUGACAUGGCGGCUGCUAGCCGGCUACCUACCUGCCAACUCGGAGCGCAGAGCCGAGACACUGGAGCGCAAGAGAGCCGACUAUCUGCACCUUGUGAAACAGUACUAUGACAGUGAAAGAGAUGAUGACACAUACAGACAAAUCCACAUUGACAUUCCCCGCAUGAGCCCCCUGGUGUCACUGUUUCAGCAGAUUACUGUUCAGGUGAUGUUUGAGAGGAUCCUGUACAUCUGGGCCAUCAGACACCCCGCCUCUGGCUACGUGCAGGGCAUCAACGACCUCGUCACACCAUUCUUCAUGGUGUUCCUGCAAGAGGCCAUAUCUGGUGAGGAGCUAGACUCAUUCCCGCUGGACCGGCUGUCUGAGGAGAGACGGAACGUCAUCGAGGCGGACUCCUUCUGGUGCCUCUCCAAGUUCCUCGACAGCAUACAGGAUAAUUACAUCUUUGCGCAGCUCGGGAUACAGUAUAAGGUGAACCAACUGAAGGAGCUGAUCCGGCGCAUCGACCUGCCUCUUCACGAGCACCUGCAGACGCACGGCGUGGACUACCUGCAGUUCUCCUUCCGCUGGAUGAACAACCUGCUCACCAGGGAGAUCCCGCUCGCCUGCACCAUCCGCCUGUGGGACACCUACCUGGCAGAAUCCGACGGAUUUGCCACCUUCCAGCUGUAUGUCUGCGCGGCGUUCUUGCUCCAUUGGAGAGAAAGACUCAUGCUAGAAAAGGACUUCCAAGGAUUAAUGAUUUUGCUGCAGAACGUGCCGACGCAAAACUGGUCGGAUUCUAAUAUAAGCCUGCUGGUGGCUGAAGCCUACAGGCUCAAGUUCGCGUUUGCCGACGCGCCGAACCAUCUCCAUAACGCGGGAAAAUCUGACAGAUGACGUGGGCGCCAUCUUGUUUUCAACGACGCGACGCCAUGUUGGAAUGCCAACGCGAAUCUUUAAACUUAUCGGUGAGGAUUCGAGCUGAUAUUAAACAAGGAUUUAUUGAUAAAUAAUUUGUAUGGAGUGUGUUAAGGGAAAUCUUUGUAAACGAGUUCACGUAGAUAGUGGCGCCCCGUGUCGUCCAGACUUAUCCUUGUAGAAUUUUAUAUCAAGAUUUUAAUAAAUUUUAUCAUAAAUGGUGUUCCAUGAACGCAAUGUUACGUCUGGAUGCGGCAGGGUAGUUUUGUAAUACAAUUUGGACUUAUUAACGUUUUAUUAAGAUCGUAUAUUUAGCGGGGUGGAUGUGAUUGGCCUAAUGAUAAGUUAAUUGUGUGAGAAGGAGGGCUCUCGUGGCCGGUUCAAGCCCAUAUCAACUUUGUUUCAUCUAAAACAAUAAUUAUUUUAAAUGAUAAAGUAUAUUUUAGUUAGGAAAGCGGGUUGCUGAUUCCAGAAGAUGUAUUUUUUUGUGAUUUUUUGCAAAUUUGAUUGUAUGUAAUAUUUUGAUUUUAUGAUAUGUUAUAAUCACAUAAAUAUAAUUAUACAUCGAUA
Molecule: messenger RNA, 2151 nt
Organism: Plutella xylostella (diamondback moth)
Lineage: Eukaryota; Metazoa; Arthropoda; Insecta; Lepidoptera; Plutellidae
Gene: Tbc1d22
Product: TBC1 domain family member 22
Biological process (GO): activation of GTPase activity
Molecular function (GO): GTPase activator activity
Source: RefSeq, a predicted model, not a curated record